AUGGAGAAUAUCCUCUGUUUUCUCAGAAGCUAUACUGAGACAGGGCUGAGCCCUGACUCACAUUACUUGGAUAUUGACCCCAACUUCAUCUGCUUGAGUGGGUUGGGAUUGUUUAUACUGUACUUGUUCUACGUGGUAUUGACCCUGUAUUCGUCACCCACCGAAAAAAAUAAUGACAUCCAAAAGCAUCAGGGCAGAGCCAGGAGGAGAAGGAAAGGUGGGACAUUUAAAGGUUUCCCAGACUGGAAAUGUUUCCAGAGAGAAGUGGAAGAGGAAAGGAAGCUGCUUUCUAUUCUGAAAAGAACUGCUGAUAUCCAGCGACUGCUGUCUCGGGAGUCCCUGAAAGAUGCCGCUCCCUCUGUGUCCCCUUUGGAUUCUGCAGGUUCUGCGACUGACUCAUCAUUCACUUUGUCGUCUGCCCCCUCAGCAACCCCUACAGAAGACCUAAUAUUGUCCCCUCGGCCCAAGCUCUCUCCACCCCAGUUAAUUCUUUCACCUGACUUGAUCACCUCCUUAGCUGACUUGUUUUCACCCUCAUCACUGAGGGACCAUCUGCCACCACAGCCUGUUUCUCCCCUGGAUUCCAAGUUCCCCGUAGACCAUUCCUCACCCCUACAGCUUCCCUUUCCCCUUCUCCCACCAUGUCACAUUCAGAGAGUGGAGUCCAGUCUCCAACCUGAGGCCAGUUACUGUCUGAACACCAUCUUUUCACUUGACUCCACCCAAUGCCAAGAUAUUUCCCAGGCCAUGAAUCCCACUGAUUCAUGUGCUCAUCAUUACAAACCACCAAUCUCAGCUGCUUUACCACUGGAAGACUGCUCUGUGACUCAGUCGAAAUCAAGACUCACCAUUUUGAAGCCUUUUGCAGAGAUGUUAUCUCUAGGUGGCUCUGGUGGGACAUCUACCUAUGCCCCAAUAAUCAAAGGCAUUGACCAUUCAUGCCCUGCAUCUUCAGAAUUCUCCUGGUGGCAUCCUCAUGCCAAGGACUCUUUUUCCUCCAAUUUUGUGCCAUCUGAUUUCAUGGAGGAGCUUCUUACCCUUCAUUCUUCUGAGGCCCCUUUAGGGUGGCACUCUGUGGCCAACGUCAUACAGCCUGUUAACAUCUCCUUUGUCAGUCAUGACAUUCUGGCACUCCUGGAGAGACAAGUCAAAAAAAGGUGUGAUCUCCUGAUGUGGAAAGAAAAUGAAAACAAAGCAGGAUCUUUCCCAACACAACUUAGGCCAAACUACCAGCUAAAGUCUUCACGGAAAAUGUUAGCCUCAAUUGCUGAUAAGCAUGACUUGGCAGCCUCCCUUACUUUUUGGGCUAGUAAAGGCAAACUAGAGGGGCAGCACAUCCAUCAGCAGCCCCCAUACUCUAAGUGCUUUGAGGACCAUUUAGAACAAAAAUAUGUGCAGCUCUUCUGGGGUCUCCCAUCUCUGCACAGCGAGUCCCUUUACCCUACUGUUCUUGGCCAACGUGGCCAUUCCUCCAUGUUUGUAUUCUUCAAUGGCAUUACAAAUACAUCUAUAUCCCAGGAAUCCCAAGUACUUCCCCCUCCCCAACCUCUGUCCUUGCCUGAUACCCAAGCUCCUGUCUCUUAUACACAUCUAGAUGUGUUGUUCUACCUGGUAUUGACCCUGUAUUUGUCACCCACCGAAAAAAAUAAUGACAUCCAAAAGAGUGACUUCUGUAUGAUCCCUGUGCCUCUACGUUCAUUGCAUAUAACAUACUCUUCUGGUUUCCCAGACCGGAAAUGUUUCCAGAGAGAAGUGGAAGAGGAAAGGAAGCUGCUUUCUAUUCUGAAAAGCUUUGGAUCUCCUGUUUCCUGCAGUCCUCUGGGCCAGCGUCAUGAUACCACCCGCUUUCAUCGACUGUUAUGCCCAGACCCUGUCUGUCAGGUGUGUAACAGAGCAACUGCUGAUAUCCAGCGACUGCUGUCUCGGGAGUCCCUGAAAGAUGCCGCUCCCUCUGUGUCCCCUUUGGAUUCUGCAGGUUCUGCGACUGAGUCAUCGUUCACUUUGUCGUCUGCCCCCUCAGCAACCCCUACAGAAGACCUAAUAUUGUCCCCUCGGCCCAAGCUCUCUCCACCCCAGUUAAUUCUCUCACCUGACUUGAUCACCUCCUUAGCUGACUUGUUUUCACCCUCAUCACUGAGGGACCAUCUGCCACCACAGCCUGUUUCUCCCCUGGGUUCCAAGUUCCCCGUAGACCAUUCCUCACCCCUACAGCUUCCCUUUCCCCUUCUCCCACCAUGUCACAUUCAGAGAGUGGAGCCCAGUCUCCAACCUGAGGCCAGUUUCUGUCUGAACACCAUCUUUUCACUUGACUCCACCCAAUGCCAAGAUAUUUCCCAGGCCAUGAAUCCCACUGAUUCAUGUGCUCAUCAUAACAAACCACCAAUCUCAGCUGCUUUACCACUGGAAGACUGCUCUGUGACUCAGUCGAAAUCAAGACUCACCAUUUUGAAGCCUUUUGCAGAGAUGUUAUCUCUAGGUGGCUCUGGUGGGACAUCUACCUAUGCCCCAAUAAUCAAAGGCAUUGACCAUUCAUGCCCUGCAUCUUCAGAAUUCUCCUGGUGGCAUCCUCAUGCCAAGGACUCUUUUUCCUCCAAUUUUGUGCCAUCUGAUUUCAUGGAGGAGCUUCUUACCCUUCAUUCUUCUGAGGCCUCUUUAGCAGGGCACUCUGUGGCCAACCUCAUACAGCCUGUUAACAUCUCUUUUGUCAGCCAUGACAUUCUGGCACUCUUGGAGAGACAAGUCAAAGAAAGGUGUGAUUUCCUGAUGUGGAAAGAAAAUGGAAAGAAAUCAGGAUGUUUCCCAACACAACUUAGGCCAAACUACGAACUACAUUCUUCACAGAAAAUGUUAUCCUCAAUUGCUGAUAAGCAUGACUUGGCAGAAUCCUUUCCCUUUAGGGCCAGUAAAGGCAAACUAGAGGGGCAGCACAUCCAUCAGCAGCCCCCAUACUCUAAGUGCUUUGAGGACCAUUUUGAGCAAAAAUAUGUGCAGCUCUUCUGGGGUCUCCCAUCUCUGCACAGCGAGUCUCUUCACCCUACUGUUCUUGUCAAACAUGGCCGUUCCUCCAUCAUCAUAGAUGAGGUCAGUCAGAAACAGACUGUACCGGCCAGUAGAUCCAGCGCAGAGCUGCCCAUAAUGCAAGCUGGAGUUGGCCGUGAGUCAAAGGAUAAGAGAGAGAGUGCCAGUAAUAAUGUUAACAGGCUUCAGGGCAGUAGAAAGACCUUUCCUGUCACCAAUGGGUCGAAGGAGAUGUUCAAGGAAGAGGAGAGCUGUGCUCUUCAAUCACAAACUAGGAACAACUUGACAUCCAGCAAGUCAGGAAGCUGCUCAGUGACAAAUGUGAAAACAAGCACAUCUCAUGAAACUGAAAUUUUCCCACCAAGAGUAUCAGUUCCCCAAGAUCCUAAAUCAUCAUAUCUUAAAAAUCAGAUGCUGAGUCAGUUAAAGUUGGUCCAGAGGAAGGAUAGCCAACCUCAGAGCCAUUUCACUGACACGUCUAUUGCCUUAGAGAACUUGAGUUCCAAGGACUUACUGACUCAUCCCCAGGGCAUCUCCAGUGGGGAUAUGGGAACUUCCCAGGUGUUGCAUGUCCACUUGGAAGACAGAGGGAUCUGUGUGGCACAGCAGCAGGAGCCCAGGGUCCCUACCCAUGUCUUACAGAAGUGUCAAGUUAAGAAUUUCCCACCAGCUAUAAAGAGAGUGAGCCCUAGGAGACCCAAAGGAGGAGAGCUUGGUGGGGGGGAUGCAGGGUUGGAGACAUCCCAACUCAGGAGAAAGAGCCACGCUAUUCAUAACAAGACAUCAGGGGAGGUGCUUGGGAGCAAAUCUUCCCCAACCUUGAAAACACAGCCUCUUCCUGAAAACCUUUUCAGAAAGUGGAUGAAGACCUUUUUGCAGCGGUUUAAUAAACCCAGCAUAACAGAUGAAGAGCAAGAAAUUUCUCGGGCAAAGGGUAGCUCCCUGUCGUCAUCUGUGCAGAAUAGAGGUCGAGUUACAAGAAGAGCUGCCUUUAUUGGGACUACUGAAGCUCAGAAAAUUAGGAAAGACACUAGGGAUUCCCCAGAGGUGAAGCUGGGGCAUAAGCGUGGGAUAGAUGUCACCUGUCCCCAAGAGCCUGUUUCCUUCCCAGUGGAGCUUGGGAAAGCUCAGCACAACCCAGAAGUGCAGGUCACAGCAGAGCCUGUCCUGGGCUAUCCCUGCAACUACAUGGCUCCCUCCUGCAAACUGACAUGUACCAAAUCUUGCAGCCAACAAGCUGUCUUUGUUGGCCAGAAUUAUCCUACAAGGAUUAGACAGAACACAGACAAGGACAGACAGCCUGAGAAAGUUGAGGCAUUUAAGGGGAAGCUAUUGUGUCAAAGGCAUCCCCAAUCCGUUACCCACAGGAAGCCUAUGCCACAUUCAAACCCCACUUGCCGGCAUCAGGUCAGCCUGGUGUGUCCAGCCGUCCCGACCAGUGCUAAAAGCACUGUGUUCAGUGAUGUGCCUUUACUAACUAGAUAGAAAAUGCUUCCGAAGCAUUUCCAGGGAGGGAAAUUUUCCCCUACAAAAUAA
Molecule: messenger RNA, 4554 nt
Organism: Mandrillus leucophaeus (drill)
Lineage: Eukaryota; Metazoa; Chordata; Mammalia; Primates; Cercopithecidae
Product: spermatogenesis-associated protein 31D1-like
Source: RefSeq, a predicted model, not a curated record